AUGCAUUUUAUCAAUACUUUCUCAUUGGUUAUCAGCACUGUAUUCAUAAUCCAAGCAUGUGUUCCAUCAUUAAGAGGACCGCCUCGGCCACCAGGACCGGAUGGAAAGGAUGGAACAAAGGGAGAUCCGGGAUUGCAAGGAGAAGUAGGACGUCGAGGACCGGAAGGACCGAUUGGACUGAGUGGAGAGGUCGGACCAAAAGAAGCGCCUGGGCUACAAGGGCAUCGUGGAGAACUGGGUGAAAAAGGAGACGCGGGACCCAGAGGACCAACGGGAGGGGCAGGAUAA
Messenger RNA from Cercopithifilaria johnstoni, 288 nucleotides. The record is from the annotation of a GenBank genome assembly. NCBI's taxonomy places the organism in Eukaryota, Metazoa, Nematoda, Chromadorea, Rhabditida, Onchocercidae.